UAUUCUUGCGCACAGAUUCAUCGGCGCGUCGAAGGAAACUGCAUACUGAGUGGAUUUUGUUUGUAAUAUUUGCAGACCUGCAGAAAUGGCUUUUUGCGUGCUGACGCAGGCGGCAGCUGUGUGGCGUCAGUGCUCAGUCUUGCUGAAACUGAUGUCCGAUCAAUGAAGUGAACCUGGAAACUUGAACUCUGAGGUGUUUGUCGCUUGAUUCUUGAACCACUUUGGACGAAAGUGAAGUAGAAGUUUAAUAAAAAAGAGAGAACGUUUUGCAACUUAGAGGCUUUGUGUUUGUGUGGAAUUUAGUUUUAUAUUAAGUCUUAAUAGAUAAUUGUUAACCAGCUUUAAUAAUAAAUGUGACAGCUGCACCAAGUGACCCUGAGCUGAACACUUUCACCUUGGAAUACAAAGUAGAACGCUUAACUAACUGGAAGUGGUAUUGUGGGUUUGUGUGUAUGUGUGUGUGUGUGUGAGUGAUUAGCAGUUACUGGAGCAACAGUAGCAGAAAGUCUCAACUUUUCUUGAGGUAAACUCGUCCGGUCCAAGAGGUCCCACACCAUGGCACUGAUGGACUUCGUGACCUUUGCUGCCGUCCAUCCAGCUGUCUGUCAGUCGUCCGUCUAGGAUGCUACUUUAGAAACCAGAAGGUCACAAAUAAAGUCGCACUUUUUUUCCAAAGCAAAAGGAGGAAAAUAUCUGACAUCAUGGGGAACUCUGAGAGCAUGUGGUGGAUUUUAGUAGAGAGUGCAUGCAGGAUCCUUGGGGUUUCCACAGCCAUAGUGCUGUGUGCUGUGGGAGUGGAGACAGUACAGCAGGGGGAAUUCAACAGCCUUGGCAUCUACCUUAUAACRUCUUCUGCUGCCAUCAUGAUGUUUGAGUUAGCCUACUUCCUGGAUGCUCUUCUAUCCACGUGUCUUCCCUGUCCUCCAAACUGGCAGGUGUUUGUCUUGUGGGGGAAGAUGGCUCGCGUUGGAGGUUUCCAUAAAUUCCUCUAUUACUCCAUUAUGUCAGUGGUUUGCUUCCUGCAUCCUGUGUUAGUGUGGCAUGCAGUUAUUCCAGGGUUAAUGCUUCUCAUAACUGCCAUUUUCAACUUUAUACUGAGCAAGAAAAAAAAGGUCAAGUCCAAAAGUUCACUAGAGAACAACAGCAACCAAGUCCCGACAACAGUGUGCGUGACAGACAGAUCCAACWCACAAAGCACAUUUUCAGCCUGUGAUCCAGGAACAGGAAGGAGGAGAGAGGGGUUGGCCGUCUCAGACACAGACCACGGCCUCGGUCCUGAAGAAGGAGAGGGUAUCCAGGCCAUGCUGGGGCGGGAAGUGUCACCUGAAGACACAGACAGGAGGAGGAGGUGGACUGAGAGGAAACUGUUGCUGUUCAGACGAGGGGCGGAGCCUGUGGAGAGGGAGAUGGAGGAGAUUGAUGGUGAACCUGAGCCAGAGACCACCUCAGACACAGCCCCGAUGAUCACUGACUGAACUGCUCUGCGCUCCACAGUCCGCUCAUACAGACUCAGCUUCAUCUCACUGGAAAUAUUUUAUCCAGCUGGAGUUAAAAAUACAAAUAUAAGAAACUUUUUAAAGUUUUGGGUUUUAUCCCCUGUUUUAUCAGAGUGUGAUGAGGUCUGAAAACAAAAAUCUGCAAAAUGAUUCCCUCUAAUGUUGCUGGUGGUUAUCAAAGGCUGGACAUGCCC
This is a messenger RNA of Austrofundulus limnaeus, 1690 nucleotides long. RefSeq names its product transmembrane protein 72 (gene tmem72). NCBI's taxonomy places the organism in Eukaryota, Metazoa, Chordata, Actinopteri, Cyprinodontiformes, Rivulidae. The record is from RefSeq and is a predicted model, not a curated record.